UAAAUUGACAAAAAAUAAAAUAAAUCUUAACCGUCUCAUUUUCUUGGCAUGUUGAUGUUUCUGUAGGGAAUAGUUUUUCGGUUACUCAGGGAAGUAAAGUGCUGAAUGUUUUUUGUACCGUUCUAAUGAGAAAACAAAGCUGUUUAAAUAAGAAUUAAAUGCAAGAUACGGAUUAUUAAAAUAAAUAACAUUUCAAAGUAAUCGCUAGGUCUUUGCUCCAGUACGACUACUUAUGUUAUAGUUCUUUAGGUUUUUCGAUAGGUUUACCGUUGGUAUUGGAGAGCUGUAUGACCGCCACACUGGAACUUGGGAGACUAAUUUCAUAUCCACCGUGUGAAAUGAAAGUCCAGUGACUUUUGAAAACGUUUAAUUUAUUGAUUUAUUUAAUAUAUCAUGGAUUUAAGACAUAAAAAUCUACUUAGAAAGCAUAGACUUGAGUUAUCUAAUCAGCUGGUGGUUGGUGGCACCAUAGUUCAAUACUUGUAUCAAGAAGGUAUUUUAACAGAAAGCCAUGUUGAGGAAAUACGUGCACAGGACACCAAUAAGAAGAAAACUAUUAAGAUGUUAGACAUCCUUCCCACCAGGGGACCACGAGCGUUCGAUACAUUUUUAGAGUCCCUGAAGGAAGAAUUUCCAUGGAUAUUGGAAAAAUUGCAAGAGGAGGCACAAAACGAGGACAGUCAACCAGGCGCUGCAGAAAAGCAGAAGAUUUCAGAACAACUACUGAGCACUGUGCCCACUGAAAAGCAAUUAAACAAACUCUCUGUCAGACUAGGGCCCGAGUGGGAGAAUGUCUUGAUAGAACUUGGUUUGACUACUAAUGAAAUCUACCGAUGCAAAGCCAAUCACUCUUGUAACGUGCAGACCCAGACCAUGGCCGCCUUGGUGAUGUGGAAACAAAGGUUUGGGAAACAAGCGACCAUGCAGUGCCUGCUCAAUAGCUUAGAGGCAGCAGAAAUAGACCCCUCUGUAAUGGAUGAUAUAUUUCAGUGAAGAAGGAACCAAAUUGCUGGAACUGAUUGAGGAUGAAGAUUGACAGUUUUCUGUCCAAAGAAGACAAAACUGAUGGGUUUCUCUAAAGGAAACAAACAUUCCAUAUCAAUACCUUUUAAAAUGUGGUAUUUGUUGUCAUAUGUUGCAAUAAUUAUUAAAUACUAUUCUGUCAGCUUUCAUAAAAAUAGGGGAUGGGGGCUGUUCAAUUCAUCCAAUCCCAAGCUGUCCAACCUUUUGGCCAACUAAGCCAUGUUAAUGAUCAGUUAGUUUUUAAAAAAGCCAGAAAAUCACAAACACAAACUGAGUAAAACUAGCAUUUUCAGGCUGCAACUUUUAGGAAACUCAGUAUUAGCAAAGAAGUCUCACUAAUCUUGGAUACUUAAUAUUACCCACAUAAGCGUAUAACAUUAGCACUAACUUGGAUCUGUGACACCAGUCAAGUGUUGUGCCUGUCUCUAAAGUGUAUUCUUGUCUGAAAAAAUCUGUAAAAUGGUAUAAACAGCGGUGGGUAUUUAGAUCUGCCACCAUUUGAUCAAUUAGAUAGACCUUCAAGUGUUUGCUCUUGUCUCCUGGUGCUGUUUCAAAACAUGAGCCCGCUGUGAAGGAGACUUAUAUGAUUAGCUCAACGUAUGUAAGCCUUAAAAAUGGUGUAACAUUCUUGUGAAUAUGAAGCAAGCCAUCUUAAAAUCGACAAACGUUCAGCAUUCUCUACAGUAUUUCAGCCAAACUGUGGGGUGCAUUUCUGAAUAUUGGCACAUCUAAGUUUAGCUGUGAAUAACAUUUUGGGAAAAUAUUUGCUGAGAAAUGAUUAUUUGUAUUCAUUAAAGACUAAAUAUUGCUUCAUAUUCACUAUAUAAAUGUAUGCUUAAAUUAAAAGAAAAAAAAUAAAAUUUACCUGCUUAAAAAAAGAUUUGAUAUCCCCUGUGAUAGGAUUAAUACUUUCUCAUGACACGUGGCAGUUUACUUCAAGUAGAAGACAAGGCUCAGAAGGUUAGCCACUUGGCAUGGAGCAUAAGUGGAAAGAACAUCCUGUUCAUGGAUAUACUUUGUAUAUUUAAAAGAUGUAACCACAGGAUAACGACAAACAAGAACAAAAACCAUGCUGCACACAGGAAAACCAUUGGAGACAGUCUCAGAUCAUUCCUAAAUAAUGUCUAGCAUGCUAACAUAAUAUAUGUUUUAAAAUUCAUUUGCAUUCCUAAAUACCAAUUUGUUGGAACUUUAAAAUAUAUGAACAUUGUCCAUUAGAAAUAGCCUGAGAUUCACGCUCCAUUCUCUUGUAUAUCAAGUAUAGGGAUCAAAUUUAAAAGUUUUAAGGAAAUACCAGCUUUGCAUUUAAUAUUUUGAUAACAAAAGUUUCACAUGGAUCUACAGUUUUGAAAUGUAGGAUUGUUUGAUCUGAAUUCAAUCUUUGUGGGAAAGAUCAAUCAAGAAAAAAUCUGUAUUUUUCAAACAUGUAACGUGAGUAAAUUCUAUUUUACUUGGAAAUUGUAUACACAGGUUUAAAAAAAAGUUAUGUUUUAACAUCGUUGCAUUCUACCAGUAACCAAUUUAUAAUAACUGUCUAUUCAUCGGUUUUAGUGUAUUAAUUGUCUGUACAAAAUAAAGCUUUACUGGGACCAAGAACUGGUCCAGAAACCCCUACACACUUACACUAACCCUAAAACUGAUUGUGCUAUUCCUGAAACCAAUGCUCUUUUGCAGUACUUGCUGUUUAAAUUAAUACAGUGGAGCAUCUCAGUAUCCUUGUCAUUGUAGAGGGAAAUACUCCACAAAGAGAGAUGCUACUGCAAAACUGCCUUAGAUAAAAAGAAAAAAUGCAAUCUUUAUCAACGUUUCCAAGGCCUUUGUUCUUGGAAAAGAUUGCCUGCUUUUCUAGAAGCAUAGAUGUCUGUAUAAAUCACCAAUUUCCUUGAAAGUGAGGGAAGGUGGAUAAUAUGAUUGAUACCUUACAUCAUAAGGGGUACUGUCAAAGCCUCAUAUGCAUAGGAGAUUAACGUGGAUGCUAUACAAUAGCCUGCAAAUUGUUCAGCAUGCAGGUGUUAGAAUUCCUUUUGUUCAUCAUAGAGAUUAAACUUUUCCACCAAAAUAAAUACAAUUUAAAAAAAAACCCUAUUCACGCUGUCUUCUCAGGACAAUUGAAUGGUCUUUGGCACUGGCAGUGAUGCAGACCUCAUAAGUACACACUGUUCAUGCUGUCUGUCCCAAAAAAUAUAAAACUGAAGCAGUUUUGUGAGAGCAACAACCCAUUCCAGAACUAGCAGAAGAAAUGGGUCUGGUUGUGUGUGACAGUGCAAGCAUAAUACAAUAAGUAAUUGUACAGAAUGUUUAAGAAAAAAAAAAAAAAAACAGAAUCAGCAUCUUGAGUUUGGAUCACAAUUGAAGUUUAGAAUCUGUUUAUUCAAUUGUUGGCAAUUUACUGAAUAUAGUUCAAUAGAAGACUCAUGGGUAUGCCCUUCAUGGGGAAAAGAAGGUACAGCACCAUCUUUAUCCUUUUAUUAAGUUGAUCAGUGUUGCUUACAUUGCAAAAGUGUUUCUGAGACCGUUCCCCUAGUGAAGGCUAUUUUGCUACAGAUAACAAACUGGGAGAGCUGAUUGUCUUAAAGUAUAAUAAGUGGCAUGCAGCUGAUUUGUUAAAAUUGACCUAGUGUAUUACUGGAUAAACAACAGGGGUGUGAUUGGAUUAACUUUACUUGCUUUAUAAUUUUAUUUUAAGCAGGGUUUUGAUAGGUUGGAAUAUAACUGUGAAUUAGGAGAAUUUUUCUGCUGUUGGGUGAUUACAUAUGCAUUUAACUAACAUUUAAUUUAUUGUUAAUCUUAAAGGUAUCGAUUAUUGAUUAUUUGAUAUAGAAUGACAAUUGCAGAAUAAAACAGAAAUCAAUGCUUAUUUCUUAGAAGGAACAAGGUGCAGUUUAAGGACAAUGUCUAAUCGUAUUUUCUUUACCAGAGAAUUUUGAAAUGCGCAGGUAGUUGUAGUUCUUGCGAAAAUGAAAUUUCAAUUGUCUACAGAGUAGAAGAAAGCUAAGCUAUUAAAACUCAACGUUUAGGUGUAUCACAAUCUGUCCAGAUUUAUGACAUUUUUCCUUUGUUACGGCUUUCUGUACACCACGUUGAUAACCUUGCAUGUAAUUUUAACAAUCUUAAUCCUCCCUUUGAAACACACCACCACUAACAGGAAAAUAGGAAAACAAACACACCACCCACCCCCACCUGAUGGCACCCUCGGCCCCCUAAAUAACACACACAAAAACAUGCACACACCACCCACCCUCACCUGAUGGUGCCCUCAGCCCCCUAAAUAACACAAAAAGACAUGGUCGCCACACACUCCAGCAUUGGCAAACUGACCCUGCAUCCAUCUAGCAUCCAUAACUACAAAUGGGCUGUGCUGCACUGCCACCUGUCAUCGACACAGAACAACAACCACCUGAUCAACCACAAUACUUUGUAGGGUCCAGUAAAGAGGGGUGUUAUGUAUACUUUCUGAGUUGGUGAAGAUGGUAUUAGCUACUUAGGUGACCCUUGAUCUUUAAGGAAUGGCAGUAUCUGCCGUUUUAUUAUGUGAAUGAUUCUGUAUUUGGAAAUUUUAUUAAAAGGUUAAAAUCAAACAAGCCAUGUUCCAGUAAAACCAUGCAAACACAUUACAGGUUUGGAAGCAAUAACCGGAAUGACAAACGUACUCCUGUCUUUCAGUUUCUAUGGGAAUUAUGAAGGUUACAGAGCCCAUUCAAAAUGUAUCCAAACCAGCUUUACAGGGGAAAAUGUAACAAGAAAAACUUCUGAAUAAACACGGAAAACAAAAAAUACAUGAUGUGGCAGGCCACCAGUAACUACCUGUAGAGAAAUAAAAUCUGGACACCUGAGUGGUGUUUCAACUACAAACCCUCUGUGUCUCUCGUUUCUCGAUACCCACACAGUAACAGAACUCCCCUGCAUAUACAUAUUCAAUAAAAAAAAAAAACAUUCUCUUCUGUCCUUAAUUAAAGGUUACAACAGUCAGCCUAGCAUUCUU
Polyodon spathula (Mississippi paddlefish) is the source of this 5005-nucleotide messenger RNA. RefSeq names its product CASP2 and RIPK1 domain containing adaptor with death domain (gene cradd). The transcript has 2 exons. The record is from RefSeq and is a predicted model, not a curated record. The coding region runs from base 394 to 993 and encodes 199 amino acids. Gene Ontology annotation, biological process: signal transduction; regulation of apoptotic process. NCBI's taxonomy places the organism in Eukaryota, Metazoa, Chordata, Actinopteri, Acipenseriformes, Polyodontidae. Gene Ontology annotation, molecular function: death domain binding; protease binding.